Nanorana parkeri is the source of this 477-nucleotide messenger RNA. RefSeq names its product CD3g molecule (gene CD3G). The transcript is spliced from 5 exons. Gene Ontology annotation, molecular function: transmembrane signaling receptor activity. Bases 1 to 468 code for a protein of 155 amino acids. Lineage: Eukaryota; Metazoa; Chordata; Amphibia; Anura; Dicroglossidae. The record is from RefSeq and is a predicted model, not a curated record. Gene Ontology annotation, biological process: positive thymic T cell selection; cell surface receptor signaling pathway. Gene Ontology annotation, cellular component: alpha-beta T cell receptor complex; external side of plasma membrane; membrane.
AUGUCCGUAGCUCCAUGCAUGAGGAACCUCCGAGCUCUACGUUCUGCUGACGUCAGCAGGAGAGUUGACAGCGCGCUGGUCACGUGGUGUGAACAAAAAGAAUAUGGAAGUUGCAAUCUGGACUUAGGAUCCGUGUGGAAUGAUCCUCGUGGAACCUAUUCAUGCCGGCAAUCAUCUUCAGAUAGCAGUACUUCAGAUGAAUUGUUUAUUGAUGUGUAUGUAAGAAAAUGUCAGAACUGCAUAGAACUGGAUGCUGGAACAAUCUGUGGAUUUUUAAUUGCCGAUUUCAUCAUGAUUGGCCUUAUUGCCAUGGCUGUAUAUUUUGUUUCUGGCUCGGAGACCCGAAGACCUGGAAGAGCUUCUGACAAACAGAAUUUGAUUGACAGAGACCAGGAAUAUCAAGAGCUAGGGCUGCGUCGGAAUGAGGAAUACAGUCAGUUAGCUGGGCGUAAGAGAAAUGCUAUUUGAUCAAGUAAC